This is a messenger RNA of Megalops cyprinoides (Indo-Pacific tarpon), 2634 nucleotides long. It is a transcript of the gene creb3l3a, whose product is annotated as cAMP responsive element binding protein 3-like 3a. Gene Ontology annotation, molecular function: DNA-binding transcription factor activity, RNA polymerase II-specific; RNA polymerase II cis-regulatory region sequence-specific DNA binding. Gene Ontology annotation, biological process: regulation of transcription by RNA polymerase II. Gene Ontology annotation, cellular component: nucleus. Lineage: Eukaryota; Metazoa; Chordata; Actinopteri; Elopiformes; Megalopidae. The coding region runs from base 156 to 1427 and encodes 423 amino acids. The record is from RefSeq and is a predicted model, not a curated record. The transcript is spliced from 10 exons.
CAUUGUGUGCUGUGUUGGAGUUUAAACUUUGUCCCACAGAAGUCGUUCACAGAGACACAGACACAGUGACCUGUGAGAGAUUUGGUCAGGAUCAACGACUAUUUACCAUUUUUCUGGGAAAGCUCUGUAGCCUGUACCACUGUAGAACUGGACUCAUGGCUCACUACGCAAACCAGGGGUGUGAUGGGAUAGAGUUAUUAGACCUGCUGUUCGAUCAGACUGAUGGAAUCUUACGUCAUGAGCAACUUGGACGCAACGCCAGCCAACCCUGGCCAGUCUCAGAGCAUGGCAUACUGAGCCCAGCAGAUGGCACUGAUGACUUCUUGAAUGUCCUGCUGAGCGGCAAUGAGUCGGUGUCGGGAUCCCCCCUUUGGUCCCCCUCUCCCAGUGACAGCGGCAUCAGUGAGGACCCGAACUCAGAUCAGAUGGACAGCCCUCCACCCUCUGACAGCCCUACCCUGGAGACCCACUACUUCAGUGCUCCACCACACACCAAAUCUGCUGUGGACACUGUGGAGCCAGACUUUUCGAUUGACCUGGGUGCGUGGCCAUCUAGCUUCUACGCUGAGGGGACUGUGAAGAUGCCCCAUGCCUCUGAGCUCCACAAGACCCAGCUGUCCUCUGGAGUUCCCCUCACUGUCAAAGACCUACUGCUGUCCAGCAGCAAUGACCACUCCCAGCAGCCAUCUCAGCAAUCCUUCCAGGAGCUGAUUCUCAAUGAGGAUGAGAAGAAACUCCUGGCAAAGGAGGGUGUGACUCUGCCCAGUCAGCUACCCCUCACUAAGUAUGAGGAGAGGAUUCUGAAGAAGAUUCGCAGAAAGAUCCGCAAUAAGCAGUCUGCCCAGGAGAGCAGAAAGAAGAAAAAGGAAUAUAUUGAUGGCUUGGAGAGCAGGAUGGCGGCUUGCAGCGCUCAGAACCAGGAGCUGCAGAGGAAGGUGUUUCAGCUGGAGAAGCGCAACACGUCUUUGAUGGAGCAACUGCGCAGACUGCAGGUUCUGGUCAUGAACGGGUCUAAUAAAACAGCACAAACGGGGACCUGCAUUCUGGUGCUGCUCCUUUCCUUCUCCCUCAUCCUCUUCCCCAGCCUUCAUCCCUCUUCAGGGAGCAAGGUCAGCCAGGAGGGAGACUUCAGCCCCGUGAGAGUCCAGUCCCGGUCCCUGCACAAUGUCCAGUCCUCACGAGUGCUCCAUAUUUUUGACCGUGCAUAUUCUGUGGCAGAGGAAGCAAAAGCACGUCCAGCAUUCUCGGGAGACCAGGGAGUAGAGGAGAUCACAUCUCUGCUGGGAAAUUCCGACCUCAUCCCUCAUAACACCAGUCUGGAGGAACGGGGCCAUCACCACGGAGACCCCAUUACUGGCCAUAUUGCCACGGUGACCUGGGCUGCGCCCCAUGAUACACCACUCCGCCCACAUGCGGAUGACAUGUGAAAGGGGCAAGGGUAGGGGUGUCUGAUUGCUCCUCACGAUGCCUCUACCUUUUUGAUGGAAGAACUCCAAGCCAGCAGGAAUGCAUCAAUCUUCUUUACAAUUCUAAUCAAAUCUACUGGUUUUAAAUUCAUUUUCAUCUGCCUCAUAUGGAGGGAAUUUGUGACCUGGCCAUGAAGUUUGAGAGAGAAAUGCAGAGACACCACUACUUUUAUUAGUGCAUAUUGCUUUUUAUAUGUUUAAUGGGUCAAUGCAGACUUGACCUGCAUGUGUAUUGCGCAUAAAGUCCUUUAAAAAUGAAUCAUUUGGCCUCAACUCAUCGCCUCAACUCUUCCAAAUCUCUUCUGAUUUUAGGCAUGUAGGGUAACAUUAAAGAAAUAUGCAUUUUGGGUUAGACUUUGUUUUAAAAUGUAUGUCUUUGGGAGUCCGAGUCCUAUUUAGAUGCACCAGUUCUCAUGGAGCCUCAAGCCAGAACACAUAAAAUAAUGCCUGGAAUGAAAAGCUAUGAGACAUGUAAAACUUGUAUUGCUGGCCUUAGAGCAAACUGAAUUUUACAUAUAUGCUUUUCCAUAAAAAUAUUAGUGUUGAUGCGCAAGGUGUCUUCUACGAUGUUAAUAAUGUGUAAUUAAAUUAAUUUACGAGCUCCCAAUUACAGAAAAAUAACUAAAUAUCAUGUAAAAAGUGUUUUAUUUUAAUAUAUUUAUUAUGCUGAAUGAAGUCUCCUAACAUAAAUGUUUCAUGGUACAGUAGUUUGGACAUCAAAGGGGUGAGGUAAAAAAGGGAGAGGAGAAAUGAGACAGAAAAAUCAUUGCCCUUACACAACUGAACUGGAAGGUUAUUCACAACAGACUGAAUGUUUUUCCGCGUACACAAAUACUCUGCCUGACUGAAAUCAAUACACAUCUUUGUGGGCUCCGAACCAGCAUUGCUUUUACAGUUGAGAGGAAAGAACUGUUUCAGCUUGACUUCAGUAUCUGUUUUUUUUACAAUGCCGGAACUCGGCAUUUUCUUACAAUGUCUACAGUUACCUUGAGAGCCUGUGUCUUUCAAAAUCCUCAUAUUGAUGGGGAAAGAGGAAGCGGGGCCAUAAAGAUCUAGCAAAAAUCAGGACUGAAUUGUGAGUUCAUUGCAGUAGUGAUGAGUGUUUAUUUGCACACUGUGUUAUAUUCAUAUGCUUUUGUAAAUUAUAAUAAAAACACAAAACAAUUCA